Punica granatum (pomegranate) is the source of this 2800-nucleotide messenger RNA. The record is from RefSeq and is a predicted model, not a curated record. Lineage: Eukaryota; Viridiplantae; Streptophyta; Magnoliopsida; Myrtales; Lythraceae.
UUUGACUCAAAGUUCAUACUCCGCCACUACUCUCUCUCGCACCUCGUUGAACAAAUCUAUCCCCCAUCCCUCUCUCUCUCACUUCCCUCUCUCUACUCCACAUACGUGAAGAAGAAGAAGAAGGAAGCGGCAGAGGAGAGAGUGUACGUAGUAGCAUCUGCCAAUGGAGGCGGCCUCGCAGCUCUUCUGCUGCGGAAUCGAGCCCCUCCGCGGCAACUCCCCCGCCCCUCGCUUCCUCCUGCCAACGACAGGUCGGUCCCUUCACCGGAGACGAGCGAUACCAGUUCUCGCUGUGGCCACCGAUCCCAAACCGCCCUCUAAAACCCUCGACGGAUCCUCCGCAUCUCCUCCACUCAAGCCCGUCAACGGCGUCUCCACGAGGAUUGGAGAUGUUUCGCAGGAGAUCAAGAGGGUCAGGGCCCAAAUGGAAGAGAAUGAGCAAUUGGCAACACUGAUGCGGGGUUUGCGGGGCCAAAAUUUGAGGGAUGUACAGUUUGCUGAUGAUAGUGUUCAACUUCGCCUCGUUGAGGUUGAUGAGAGCAGCGAGUUUCUGCCUCUGGUUUAUGAUCCUGCUAGUAUCUCUGCAUAUUGGGGAAAACGGCCACGUGCUGUUGCAACACGCAUUGUACAGUUAUUAUCUGUUGCAGGAGGGUUUCUCUCUCGAAUUGCUUUGGAUAUAAUAAACAAGAAGGUCAAAGAGAAUGAAGUUGCCAGAGCGAUAGAGUUGAGGGAAAUUGUAACUUCCUUGGGUCCAGCCUACAUUAAACUUGGACAAGCACUUAGUAUUCGACCUGAUAUACUCUCACCUGUUGCGAUGACAGAGCUGCAGAAACUUUGCGAUAAGGUUCCUUCAUUUCCGGAUGAUGUUGCUAUGGCACUUAUAAAGGAGGAGCUUGGUCAACCGUGGCAAGAAAUCUACUCUGAGCUCUCCUCAUCUCCAAUUGCUGCUGCAUCUCUUGGACAGGUGUACAAGGGUAGGCUUAAAGAAAAUGGGGAUCUGGUAGCUGUUAAAGUGCAAAGGCCCUUUGUUCUUGAGACCGUGACAAUUGAUUUAUUUAUUAUCCGAAAUUUGGGUCUCGUCCUAAGGAAAUUUCCUCAGAUCUCUAUCGAUGUGGUUGGGUUAGUUGAUGAAUGGGCUGCUCGCUUCUUUGAGGAGUUGGAUUAUGUGAACGAGGGAGAGAAUGGAACACUCUUUGCUGAAAUGAUGAGGAAGGACCUUCCUCAGGUAGUUGUUCCUAACACGUACCAUAAAUACACGUCAAGGAAGGUCCUUACCACAGGAUGGAUUGAAGGAGAAAAGCUGUCACAGAGUACAGAAAGUGAUGUUGGAGAGCUGGUUAAUGUCGGAGUCAUAUGUUAUCUGAAGCAGUUGCUGGACACUGGAUUUUUCCAUGCCGACCCACAUCCUGGAAAUUUAAUUCGCACUCCAGAUGGGAAGCUGGCAAUACUUGAUUUUGGUCUUGUGACAAGAUUAACCGAUGAUCAAAAGUAUGGAAUGAUUGAAGCAAUUGCCCAUCUUAUUCAUCGGGAUUAUGAAGCAAUUGUGAAAGACUUUGUCAAACUUGAUUUCAUCCCUGAAGGGGUUAAUUUAGAACCGAUCCUGCCUGUUCUUGCUAAAGUUUUUGAUCAAGCACUUGAAGGUGGUGGAGCGAAAAAUAUAAACUUCCAGGAGCUGGCUUCAGAUCUGGCACAAAUCACUUUUGACUAUCCAUUCAGAAUACCUCCAUAUUUUGCUCUUAUCAUUAGAGCUAUAGGGGUGCUGGAAGGCAUAGCUUUAGUUGGAAAUCCUGAUUUUGCUAUCGUUGAUGAAGCUUAUCCCUACAUUGCCCAGAGGCUCCUGACUGAUGAGUCUCCUCGCCUAAGGAGUGCAUUGCGUUACACCAUAUAUGGAAAGUCUGGAGUUUUUGAUGCUGAAAGGUUCAUUGAUGUCAUGCAAGCUUUUGAGAAUUUUAUAACUGCUGCAAAGAGUGGUGGGGGUGAGGGUAUGAAUGGGGACAUGGCUGAACUAGGCAUUAUAAAAAGCCAAACAAGCUCUGUUAUUCCUUGGCUUCCACAAGCUCCAUCCCAACCAGGCCAGCAAGUCCAAACAAGGGCAGCUUUGGCAUUUCUACUCUCUGAUCAAGGCAAUUUUUUCCGAGAGUUCCUUUUGGAUGAGAUUGUGAAGGGCAUUGAUGCCGUCACUAGAGAACAGUUGGUACAAGUGAUGGUGAUUCUUGGGGUGGGAAAUGCUGCUCCGGUCUUCAGCAUGGUUCCUUCCUUUGGACCCAUCAAACUUGCUGCACUUCUUCCCACUAUAACUGAGGAGGACAGGGUUAUACUAAACAAUGUCCAGAAAGUUGUUGAGUUCUUGACUGCUGGAAGCUCGAUAUCAAGGGCAUCCAAUCAGGGCGCAGAUGUUACUCAAAUUGUUCAAGAGCUGCUUCCUGUGUUGCCGGGCAUCUCUGCUAAAGUCUUACCCGAGGUGCUGAGUCGACUAACUUCCCGAGUAGUGGCUCGCUUAAUACGAGAUUCAUUUAUGUGAUCACUGACUCUCAAUAAUUUGUUUAUAACUGCCAAUAAAAUUAGCUGAUCUGUAUAGAUUGUAUACGAAUACAAUACAAGUACUACAGUUAUACCAGGUCUAUGUACCUGUAGAUAUAUGUAGACAGCAGCAGCCACACUGCCCGUGACUAAAGUGAAUUAGAUGGGAGACCUCCGUGUUGCUUGGAUCAUUACUUUGGAAUUUGAAGAUUGUUUAUUGAAACCUUCAAAUGUAGGACCUCAGCAUGAAUAAUAUUUUGAAAAGCAUCUUCGAUUCUCA